This is a messenger RNA of Fusarium vanettenii 77-13-4, 3174 nucleotides long. RefSeq lists its product as uncharacterized. Gene Ontology annotation, biological process: recombinational repair. The record is from RefSeq and is a predicted model, not a curated record. Lineage: Eukaryota; Fungi; Ascomycota; Sordariomycetes; Hypocreales; Nectriaceae. Gene Ontology annotation, cellular component: nucleus. The transcript has 2 exons. Gene Ontology annotation, molecular function: DNA binding; ATP binding; 3'-5' DNA helicase activity. The coding region runs from base 1 to 3174 and encodes 1057 amino acids.
AUGGCAGCUUCGAACAACGAAGAUGCGAUCCUUCGGUCGCUGAACCAGGCACAACGCCGUGCCGUGACAUCCUCAGCAUCCACCGUUGCUAUCCUGGCUGGACCGGGCAGUGGAAAAACACAUACCCUCACAUCCCGGGUAGUAUGGCUCGUCCAGCGUGUUGGCUACCGUCCCUCGGACGUGAUUGUCGCCACUUUCACCGUGAAAGCAGCCCGAGAAAUGAAGGAUCGAAUUGGAAAGGCCCUGGGCGAGGAAUGCGAAAAGAAGAUUGUGCUAGGAACGUUUCACUCGAUCGCUCGUCGAUAUCUAUCAAUAUACGGAAAUCGCAUUGGACUGGACUCGAAAUUCGGCAUUGCGGAUGACGGAGACUCCAAGGCAAUCAUCCAGAGAAUCUGCAAAAGGCUUGAACUCGGCAUUGAGCCACUUGCAGCCAAGUCCUGGAUCAGUAAGGAAAAGGCAAGAGGGCCAAAUGCUGCCCCAUCACAAGGGACGAAAAAGCGCCCAGAAAAUCCGGCGCUGAGGACAUGUUAUGAAGAGUACCAGAUCCAACUCAAACGAUCGAAUUUACUGGAUUACGACGACCUCUUGGUAAAAUGUGUCGAGUUGUUGAGAGAUCACCCGGCCUGUGUUUCCAACGUUCAAGCGGUUCUCAUCGACGAGUAUCAAGACACCAACGGCAUCCAAUAUGAGUUGAUGAAGCUGUUCGCCCAAGCCAACCAUCGAAUCACGAUUGUGGGUGACCCCGACCAGAGUAUCUACGGUUGGCGUUCUGCCGAGAUUCGAAAUCUCUACCGCCUAUUACGAGAUUACCCCGACACGGACGAGGUGUCGCUGGAGGAGAAUUACCGAUCGUCGCAAUCCAUCCUCGAUGUAUCGCUCAACGUCAUCCAGCAAGACAAGAAGCGAUAUCAAAAAGUUCUACUGCCGGUUCACACUAAGGGUGCGCGACCUGUCCUCAGAACCCUAAAGAGCUCAGCUGCGGAAGGCGAAUGGAUCGUCUCUGAGCUCAAACGAGCAGUCAUGAUGUUUGGAGGGAUGCUCAAGUACGAAGAUGUGGCAAUCCUCCUGAGGUCAGCUGCUCUCUCAAGACACACCGAAUCUGCCCUGGGAAAAGCUGGCAUCGCGUAUCGAAUGAUUGGAGGACACAAGUUUUACGAGCGGAAGGAGAUCAAAGUGCUACUGGAUUAUCUGCGCGUGGUGAGCCAGCCAGAAAACAACGAUGCGCUGGCGAGAAUCAUCAAUGUACCACGACGAGGUAUAGGUGAGGCAACAAUCAAGUCUCUCCUCGAAGAAGCAGAAAAAGCCAACAUGAGUCUCUGGACAUUGAUAUUGAAGCAUUGCAGGGGCACGCGAAAAGCAACCACCAAUAUCCGGCAGAAGAUGGAACAGAAGCUCAACACAGAGCUGAUCAGAGUCAUAUCAACUGUCAAAAAACAAGCAGAUGGAAUCACCCAGAGCAGCCCCGCCACCCUAGUCGAUCUGAUUGAGCAGCUGAUCACACAGCUCAACUUCAAGAAGUACUUGGAGGAAGAAUACGCCGAAGACCAUGAACAGAGAUGGGCCAACGUUCAAGAGUUUGUCAACUUGGUGAGCGAUUUCAUGAGGGAUUUCGGGUCGAUCGACGAGGAUGCACUUCCUGAGAUCGAGAACCUAGACCAGGUGAAGGUGGACGACAUGCUUGGCCGGUUCCUGGCCAACGUCUCAUUGGCAUCAGACGCACAGAAAAAUGACGGAUCGAAAGACCAGAAAUCCGUGGUUACAAUCUCGACAAUCCACGCGGCAAAAGGACUGGAAUGGCCUGUUGUCUUUGUCCCCUCAGUCUACACUGGGUCGAUACCCCAUGCUCGGUCCGAAGACACUGAUGAGGAACGACGACUGCUGUAUGUGGCCAUGACCCGUGCCCAAGCUCUGCUGUACCUCAGCUGCCCCCUCUAUGGCUCGCAGGGGAUGAGUAGCAAGGUUGAGCUCUCGCCAUUUGUUUCACCAUUCGCUUCAAAAGCCUUUGCGAAGCAAGGGCCGUCGUUUGACAGACGUGUUAUCGAAAGUGCUGCCAAGAUCCUUGGAAGAGAGACACCGGCCGAAAAGGCGAUUUUCGCCAAGCUGCCUCCCAUGUUCUCACCAGAAGACGAUGCUUUCCCCGUUGACCCUGUCGACCCUAAGAACGUAGAUGGACAUGAAGAGGAUUCUGGUCGUCAUUAUUCUCGUGCUCCAAAACGGCAACGCACGUCGCUACCGAAUGACUCUUACGACGAGACUGAAGAACUCCCAUGGCAGAGGGAAUACACGACAACGAUGGAGCAAUCCGCCGAUUUCACAGUUUCCGCUCUUCCAGGAUUCACAACCGCCGGAGCGCACAAAGUUGCACUCGACGCUGUAGCGGCAACUAAAGCUCAACAACAGACUUCAAAGCCUGGGCCAAAGAAGGGAUCGAAUCGACGAGGAACUGGCCAAAAGAGCAUGAUGAGUUGGUUGAAUCAAGGUCCAAAUGCACCACGACCACCACCUGAACCACCGCGACAACAGCAGCAGACCAAUUCGUUUUCAAAGGUACGCUACGAAGCUGCUCUUGCGCGGCAGAACAGCCUACCGGCAAGACUGCCUACGCAACAACACCAGCAAAAACCCGCUAUCGAUCCUGAGCUGGCAAAGCACAAACUCACUUCAGCUCGACCGUUACCGAAGCCCGACGUCCCUAAGACAGAUGGCGGCCCUCGAAAACCCUAUGCCUGCUUCUCCAGUUCACCGCCCCGGCCCCCUUCAAGGGACCAGGCAACAGUCGAAAAAGGCAACGAAGAGCCAACGGCAGCGUCUAACCGGCCAGCCUCAAGCCUCCAUGCCACGACGUUCAUGUCGGUUAAGCCUCGUGGAGGUCUACCUCUUUAUUAUCAUCGACUGUCAAUCUUAGACACCCUCAUCACCAUGUCUGCCACUCUCAUCGCCCGGGCUUCAUCACCUGUACUUCAGGCCGCCCGAAAGAACUUCUCCACGACCACACCUUUUCUCAAGACUCUGACUUCUGAGGGCGCUCUACCUGCUGCGAGCAGCACAAAGUGGAGGUGGAGCAACCUGUCGCCUCGCACCCGGCGAUACAUCCUCGUUGGCCUCGCUGUUGGCACCUGUGUCGACACUUAUGUCGUUUACAACUACUGGCCUCGCAUUUUCGGCUCGGAAUAA